AUUUUUAACCACUCAGCUACAGUUGAUUGUCACGCCUUUACACCAUGGCCAUUACAUCUUCUGUCCUGCAAACACUAACAGGCUACCAGGAACCACCUCCUGUACCGUCAGACCUCCUCCCUCUCGCAGAUUCCCCCGAUGUCCACCUGGUCCCUGCCACAGGACUAGAAUAUGUCCAAACUGCUAUAUUGAAUGGCGUCGAAUGGAAAGGUCCUUUGACCCUCGAGCAGUUUCUCGAACGAGAGGUGCAUCUGCAGGCCGCCGAGUUGACCAAGGAUGGUCGCAUCACUGGUUGGAUUCUGACAAGCAGCAAACUCCCUCCUAAUCCUGAUGGAUCGCGACCCAUCCUAGCCUCGUGUGAAACAAUUCCCAUCCGUGGUCGAGUCUCCCGCAAGGGUGCGGGCCAUGAUGUUCAGGCACAUGGUGUAGCUUCCGUCUUCACCAGGCCUGAACAUCGUGGCAGAGGUUAUGCUGGGAGGAUGAUGAAUGACCUAGGCAUCAGGCUGGAAACUUGGCAAUCGACUCAGGGAGAGACUAACGCCUUCUCUGUGCUGUAUUCAGAUAUUGGAGACAAGUUUUAUGCUCGACAUGGUUGGAAAACCUUCGAAAGCACACACAUCCACCUCGAAACCAUGUCAUCGCGAGACUACGACGAUAUCAUGGCGUCCUUCCCACCGGUCAAGGACCUCGUUGCCACCGAUCUUUUGAAGCUUCCUUCAGUUGCCUCUAUGGAGCAGCAUCUAGACCAGCUGUCCAAGGCAGACCCAUCGCGGCCCUACUGUGCAAUUCACCCAGACGUUGAACACUUUGCCUGGCACCAUACUCGAGAAGAAUUUCUAGCUAUGAUCAGUGGAAAGGUGGCACCCCAAAUCAAAGGGGCCAUUCAUCCAUCGUCAGGCCUGGCGAUUGUGUGGAAUCGCAGAUACACCUCACAUCCUAAGGAUUGUCAACUACACCUUCUCCAUGUCGUUAUCCCGACAGACUCCGAUGCUAGCCAAGACACGGGCGCAAUCUUAGCUGCCCUCUUGUUACGGGCUCAAAAGGAGGCAGGGGACUGGGCCAUGAAUGCUGGAGUAGAGAUAUGGGAUCCAACAGAAGAGGUGGUUGCCGCGGCCCAACUCCUCAAAACCAAUGCCCACGAGAAAGUCCAUGUCAUAACUCGUGAUAAAGAACAUCUCUGUUGUCUCCGGUGGACGGCCGGUAACAAGGAAGAUCCCGUUUGGAUGAAUAAAGAGAAAUACGGCUGGUGCUAGUAUACCGGCGCACAGAACCCUUGGAGUUUAUGGCUCAUGCGGUCACGUUAUGGAAGAUUCAAUGGUACAGUGACCUUAUGAGCAUCCUCUCAUCUGAAACUCCCAAGGCUAUAUCUCAC
Messenger RNA from Exophiala mesophila, 1372 nucleotides. RefSeq lists its product as uncharacterized. NCBI's taxonomy places the organism in Eukaryota, Fungi, Ascomycota, Eurotiomycetes, Chaetothyriales, Herpotrichiellaceae. The transcript has a single exon. The coding region runs from base 45 to 1253 and encodes 402 amino acids. The record is from RefSeq and is a predicted model, not a curated record.